AUGCCAUUAUUCUUCCAUCAUCUCCGGUUUGAACUCUACUUGGAAGAUAAUACGCCACCGAUUACCGACAUCUUUGAAGAUUUAUCAGACCUUGCCCCGAGCUCUGCGGCUGACCUCCGGCACCCACCAACACAAGCGACGUCUGCAAUCUCGGAUUGGCGGUUUGGAACAGUUGGCGUUGUAUCGUGUGAUCCUGGUAAAGAAAAUCACCAAAUGUCAACAAGUGAAUCGAGCAAAUCCGCCGUGCCAGCUGCGCCAACCUUGGGACCAACCUUUUCCGGGCCUGGCACAUCAACAAAGGCCAAAUGUUUGCCACUGGGCUCGUUGAGUGCUGGCAUAGGCUGGGGGAUAGUUCACUUCUACAGAGACGAGGAUGAGACCCCGCGUCUUUCCCUCACAGACGGUGCAGACGAAGAUGAGAUUGACCUGAGCAACUUGGACUGUACCACAGUCUGUGUUCCAGCAGUCCCGACGUACAUGUCGCCAGGUGACUUUUUGGGAUUUGUUGGAGAGAAAUGGCGAAGCCAGAUAUCGCACUGUCGCUUGGUCAUGACAUCUACCAUGAACAGGUAUUUAGCGCUUUUGAAAUUCAGAGAUAACAGAUCUGCGAAAGAAUGGAAACGAGAAUUUGACGGCCAAGUGUUCAACACGAUGGAGCCGCAACUAUGCCACGUCGCCUUUGUCAAAACAAUCACCUUUACCUACCCAACAGCUAUUAAAAAAAAUGAUACGACUGCCUCCUCAUCUUCCACAGCCGUUUCUACAAGCUACAAGCCGUUUCCACCGCCGACUCCGAAUCUGAUUGAACUUCCUACGUGCCCAGUCUGCCUGGAACGAAUGGAUGAGACCAGCGGCUUAAUGACGAUACCAUGCUCUCACGUCUUCCACUGCGACUGCCUACAAAAUUGGAAAGGCGCAGGUUGUCCGGUUUGCCGGUUUACUAGCGUCUCCCAAGGCUCCAUUAGCGAUCCAUCGAAUCCGUAUGGCCAGCCGUUUGGAUCAUCCGUGUCCAAUCUUUGCACCGUGUGCGAUACUUCCGAGGAUCUGUGGAUUUGUCUAAUCUGUGGAUAUGUGGGAUGCGGGAGAUAUAAAGGUGGCCAUGCCAAGGACCACUGGAAAGAAUCUGCCCACACCUUUGCGCUUGAGUUGGAGACGCAAUACGUCUGGGACUAUGCUGGAGAUAUGUGGGUUCAUCGCCUUAUUCGAGACAAGGGCGAUGGUAAGGUUGUCGAGCUCCCGUCGAGAAAUGAUCGAGGAGGAGGAGCCCAGUAUGAUGAGGAUGUGGUUCCUCGCGCCAAGCUGGAGAACAUUGGUAUCGAAUACACCCAUCUUAUCACGAGCCAGCUGGAAUCCCAAAGGGCGUAUUACGAAGACAUGAUUAAGAAGAUUGUGGAAAAGGCAUCCAAGGCAUCGGCUGCGGCCGACAAGACAAUGGCUAAAGCGUCUGCUACUGCCGAUGAGCUCUCUGCUGUGAAUGAAAAGUUUCAGUUACUGCAAACAGAGACUGUCCCCCAGAUGGAACGAGACUUGGAACGGGAGAAGAACAAGGCUACCAAGGGUGAAAAUCUUGCCCGGAGCCUGGGAAAAUCGUUACAAGAAGAGAAGAAGCUUAAUGAAGGAUUGAUGAAGCGAAUCGAACAUUUGGGAACAGACAGCGAGACGACGAAGAAGCAAUUGGAGGCUUUGCAACGAGAGGUUGCCGAGCUGAAAGAAAUGAAUCAUGACCUGACGAUGUUUAUAUCAGGACAGGAGAAGUUGAAGGAAAUGGAGAGACAAGGGCAACUAGAGCAAGGCGAAGUUGAGAGUGGCAGUGCCAGUGUUCCGGAGAAGAAGGCGCGGAAGCGAGGCAAGAAAUGA
[Torrubiella] hemipterigena is the source of this 1857-nucleotide messenger RNA. NCBI's taxonomy places the organism in Eukaryota, Fungi, Ascomycota, Sordariomycetes, Hypocreales, Clavicipitaceae. The record is from the annotation of a GenBank genome assembly.